This is a messenger RNA of Tetrapisispora phaffii CBS 4417, 2097 nucleotides long. RefSeq names its product MRX complex nuclease subunit (gene MRE11). The record is from RefSeq and is a predicted model, not a curated record. Lineage: Eukaryota; Fungi; Ascomycota; Saccharomycetes; Saccharomycetales; Saccharomycetaceae. The coding region runs from base 1 to 2097 and encodes 698 amino acids. Gene Ontology annotation, molecular function: DNA endonuclease activity; 3'-5'-DNA exonuclease activity; manganese ion binding. The transcript has a single exon. Gene Ontology annotation, cellular component: nucleus; Mre11 complex. Gene Ontology annotation, biological process: mitotic intra-S DNA damage checkpoint signaling; double-strand break repair via homologous recombination; double-strand break repair via nonhomologous end joining.
AUGGAUUAUCCAGAUGAGAAUACAAUUCGUGUUUUGAUCACUACAGAUAACCAUGUUGGUUAUAAUGAAAAUGACCCAAUUGCUGGUGAUGAUUCAUGGAAAACGUUUCAUGAAAUUAUGAUGUUAGCAAAGGACAAUAACGUGGAUAUGGUUUUACAAGCUGGUGAUCUCUUUCAUGUUAAUAAACCAAGUAAGAAGUCCAUGUAUCAAGUUAUGAGAUCUUUAAGAAUGGCAUGUAUGGGGGAUAAACCUUGUGAAUUGGAAUUGUUAAAUGAUACGUCAGAGAUUUUCCAUUAUAAUGAGUUUACAGAUCUUAAUUAUCAAGACCCAAAUUUCAAUAUCUCUAUCCCUGUGUUUGGAAUUGCAGGUAAUCACGAUGAUGCUUCAGGAGAUGCAUUAUUAUGUCCAAUGGAUAUCUUACAAGUUUCCGGUUUAGUGAACCAUUUUGGAAAAGUCAUUGAAGCAGAUAAAAUCAAAGUACCACCCUUAUUAUUUAAGAAAGGUGAAACAAAAUUAGCAUUAUACGGAUUAGCCUCUGUUAGGGAUGAGAGAUUAUUCAGAACAUUUAAAGAAGGAAACGUAACUUUUGAAGUUCCAGAUAUGGAAGGUGACGAAUGGUUUAAUAUAAUGUGCGUACAUCAAAACCACACUGGGCAUACAAACACUGCAUUUCUUCCCGAACAAUUUUUACCAGGAUUUUUGGAUAUGGUGAUAUGGGGUCAUGAACACGAAUGUAUUCCUCAUUUAGUUCAUAAUCCGUUGAAGAACUUUGAUGUUCUUCAACCAGGAUCUUCGGUCGCGACCUCAUUGUGCGAUGCUGAGGCACAAGAUAAACAUGUAUUCAUUUUAGAAGUUCGAAAAGGUGAGCCACGUAAACUAAUCCCGAUCCCUCUUAAGACGACAAGACCAUUUAUUAUGAGAAAUAUUACAUUAACUGAUGUUGCUUAUUUAAGGCCUCAUGAUAAGGAAGGGAUUAUUAAAUAUUUAGUUAAUGAAGUGGAAGAUAUGAUAUCAGAAGCAAAGGUAGAAACCACAAGGAAAUUGGGAUUGGAAUUAAAAGAGGAGGAAGAAGCUGCGAAGUUAUUACAAUUAAAUUUACCAUUAAUUAGAUUACGUGUUGAUUAUUCGGGUCCCGAAGAUCGUAAUUCCAUAAUUGAUUAUCAAUUAGAGAACCCUAGGAGAUUUAGUAAUAGGUUCGUUGGUUCAGUAGCCAAUAGCAAUAAUAUAAUUCAAUAUCAUAAGAAGCGUAAAUUUCCCAAGAAAAAUACUAGUAACACAAAAGGUUUCGAGUAUAAUGAAAAUCUAAAGGAUAAUGAUGCUGAAUUAGAUGUUCAGACAUUGGUAAAUGAUAUGUUAAACAAAAUGUCUUUGGCACUACUACCUGAAAUUGGUAUGAAUGAAGCUGUCAAAAAAUUCAUUGAAAAGGAUGAAAAAUCUGCAUUAAAAGACUUUAUUGAUGAAGAAAUUAAAAAUGAGGUCAAGAUGCUGGCAUCCAGUGAAGAAUUAUUAAGCCUUACCGAUCCUGAAGAAAUUCGUAAAUUGAUACGACAUGUUAAGAAGGCUAAAGCAUCACAAGAUUACUCUCUGGAUGAUGAUAAAGAUCUGGAUCCAAACUUGGCAUCUGCUCUUGCUAAAGCUAAGAAGCGUUUGAAUGAGAUUGAAGGCAAUCCUGAGUCAAAUAGAGCUUUAACUAAUUUUGGCAUAACUUCAAAUGAGUUGGAUGACAUACCAAAAAACCAAGAAGAUAAACCAGUGAAGAAGAGUAGAACAGAAAACAAAAAACGUAUUUCUAGCACAAAAAGGGCUUCGCCAGAAACAAAAAACCCGCUUUAUCAGAUUCGAUCAUUGUUUCAGAUGAAGAACAACCAGAUGCCAGUAGUGAGGAUUACAUCUCGGAUAGUAUUGCUGCCGACGCAUAUUCUGAUAAUAAAAUUAAUGAUGAUAUUAUUGCCAUCGAUUCUGGUGAUGAAAAAGAUCAUUCAAAAAAUAGUACCAAUAAAAAAAGAAUUUCACAAAUGGCAGGCUCUAGAAAAAGACCAUCAUCAUCCACCAAAUCUUCUACAAGAGCUUCAAAGGCUCCGAAGACAGAUGUCUUAA